Hydractinia symbiolongicarpus is the source of this 1439-nucleotide messenger RNA. RefSeq lists its product as uncharacterized. The record is from RefSeq and is a predicted model, not a curated record. Bases 344 to 1384 code for a protein of 346 amino acids. NCBI's taxonomy places the organism in Eukaryota, Metazoa, Cnidaria, Hydrozoa, Anthoathecata, Hydractiniidae. The transcript has 2 exons.
CAUCGCCUACUAAACUAUCAAUUCCAACAAAUCAUAAACCUAAAUUAAAAAAAUUUCAUAAUCUCUUUUUUAAAAAGCACAAUUUCCCACUCAAAAUAUUGACGUUACUAAUAACUUUUUUUAAAAAAACAUUCUUUGUCAACUUCCUUUCGACAUGUUUUGAUAUGCUACACAACUGCGUGAAUUCUUCGAAUUGGAAUGUAAUAUGCCUUGUAUUUAAUAAUCAUCACAGUUAAACAAAGCAAAGUUUAAAGAAUAAAAAAAUUAGAAACAGUUUUCUUGAAGAUUGGAAAGAUACUUAGUUGGUCAGGGGCGCUGACCAUAAUUAAAUUAUUUAGUAGCUAUGAAUCUUAAAAUGGUCAUUCGUAUAAUCGCUAUCAUAUCCAUCAUCGCACUUUUUAUAGUCGCGCAAAAACAUCUUUCGAAAAGACUAAAUAGUGCCGACAAAGGCAUAAAAAUGACCAAACCAUUUAACCAUUCUAUUGAAAUUGAAGUUUCUGAAAAACAAACUGAAAUUUUCUGGUACACUCUCAUCCCACGGAUGAAAUAUGGUCAAAAAAACAAUGCUCAACUUAGUCUGAAAGGAUGCUUUCAAUCCAACAGAAGCCAUAUUGUAAACAUUUCUAAUGCAUUGUUUCUCACGAACUUUGUUCCUAUCUACGAGGAGUCGUACAAAACAGAGCGUUUAAUAUACAACAACAGAACACCAACUGUCAAAGAAUUUAAAGCAAGGCUGAGUGAAUUACUACAUACGUUACAGUCCAACUUAAAUCAUCCACACGUUGAACAGAUUUUUGUUUUUCUGGAAAAAGAAAGUACCUUGCGAUAUUUACAUUCGCUGAAAUUACAGAACAGUCAAAAGCUUGUACUACAUUUAGAAAAUAAAACGGUUUCAUUACAGACGUAUUUUGAAUAUGCAUCUAAGUGUCUUUUAGGUAAAUUGAUUAUGAUUGGACAUCAAGAUAUUCUAUUCGGAAAAGGCUGGGAUCAAAUUCCCUAUAAAUAUAUGAAGGAGAAGAGAAUAAUGUACGCCAUUACAAGACAACCGGCUACUACUUCAUGUUACUACUCAAGGGAGAGUCCAAACUGUGACGAACGACAUCAAAAAUAUCUCGGCAGUCAUGAUGUAUUUAUGUUUUACGUCAGGAAAAAUACAUUUACAUCAAAUAUAUUACGUUUAAUGAACUUCAAGCAAUAUCUUAAUGGCAUAGAGAAUGUUUUAAUAUGGAUUUUCAAGAAGAAGUUGAAUUAUACUGUAUCCAAUCCUUGUCUCUUAUUGCUUGCUCACCAUCAACAUUGCGUACCAAUACGAGACAAAAUGAGACCUCGAAUAAAUAACGCUUCAACUACUGGUUUGGUUCCAUUCACAGAUACCCUGAUGUGAUAGACUCACGUUAUCACACUUGUAUGUUUACGAAAGAGUGAAUUUGUUUAGUCUU